Molecule: messenger RNA, 919 nt
Organism: Sinocyclocheilus grahami
Lineage: Eukaryota; Metazoa; Chordata; Actinopteri; Cypriniformes; Cyprinidae
Product: protein C10
Exons: 4
Coding region: 107-475 (122 amino acids)
Biological process (GO): post-embryonic development
Source: RefSeq, a predicted model, not a curated record
UUGCAGUCGGACACUUUUAUGGCUGUACCCAGCGGAAGUGUGUGCGUCUCAGGAGAGGCUGUGAUUAGGCAUCAUCGAUUGAAUCUCCCCUGUGGAGUGAGCCAGCAUGGCCUCUGCCCCGGCACAGCAGCCCACGCUCACUGUAGAGCAGGCGAGAGUUGUUCUUAGUGAGGUGAUCCAGGCUUUCUCUGUGCCUGAGAACGUAGCCCGCAUGGAGGAAGCCAGAGAAAGCGCCUGCAACGACAUGGGCAAGAUGCUGCAGCUUGUGCUUCCUGUGGCCACUCAGAUCCAACAGGAGGUCAUCAAAGCAUACGGCUUCAACAAUGAAGGAGAAGGUGUUCUCAAAUUCGCCCGGCUGGUGAAGAUGUAUGAAACUCAGGACCCAGAGAUUGCAGCCAUGUCAGUGAAACUCAAGAGUCUCCUACUGCCGCCGCUCUCCACUCCUCCUAUCGGCAGUGGCAUCCCGAGCUCAUAGGACAGCGCAAACUCCCAGUUCAUCAAGUUCAAAUCCGUUUCAUUCCGUCUAAACACAUUCAGGUUUUCCCAUUGCAGUCAACACAAAAGUACAAAUUGCUCAGACCACAGAAACAUAUUUGAAUCAAAAGUAAAUUGGUGAACUUAUACAUUCCCAUCUUCUUUCAGUGGAAUUAGUAUUCAAAUCAUUGUCUUUCUCACAUAUUAAUUUUUUUGUAUUGAUGCUCAUUUUGCCAAUGUUGAAUGUGCAUAUUAAGUGUAACACUAAUUUGUUGAUGCCUUUUGAAGGUCUUGUUUGUUUUUAAAGCGUUUUAUGCAGUUCAUAUUGAUUAUUGUCUCAUUUGCCCAUAUAAACAUAAAUGAUAACCUGUUACAAUGUUCUUGAGAGCAUUACUGUUUGCAAAACUGAUUAGUGUCACAUAAACAGUGUUUAUCCAAUAAAGUC